Molecule: messenger RNA, 834 nt
Organism: Lasiodiplodia theobromae
Lineage: Eukaryota; Fungi; Ascomycota; Dothideomycetes; Botryosphaeriales; Botryosphaeriaceae
Product: Pathogenesis associated protein pep2 protein
Exons: 5
Coding region: 1-834 (277 amino acids)
Source: RefSeq, a predicted model, not a curated record
AUGUUCCGUCCCGCUUUCAACGCCCUCAGGCCUGCCGCCUCCCGUAGCGUCCUCCGCGCUCCCGUGCGCCGCGAGGUCGCCCGCGCCUUUUCGACCUCCCUCCGCCAUCAGGCCGGAGGUGGCCAGCUCUACCCUGUCACUCAGCCUCCCCACUGGCCGUCCGAGGCCUCGCGCAACAACGCCACCGGCACCGAUGCCGAGGUGCUGGACCGCUUCAAGAUCCGCGAGAUCUGUGAGGGCUGGGGCUGCUACCGCGACGCCGCCGAGUGGGAGAACUAUCGGUCCAUGUUCUGGGAUGAUGCCUACAUCGCAACGAGCUGGAAGCAAGGCUCUAUCGACGAGUUUAUCAAAGCCUCCAAGGAUGGCUUUGCGCGCGGCAAGGAAUUCAUGUACAUCAUGCACCGCAUCAUCGGCCAGACCGUCGACGUGCAGGGCAACCGUGCCGUUGCCAAGAUGAAAGUGACCAUCACUUGCCGCUUCACCUUCAACAACAUCGAGGUCGACAAUGAGGCCGAAUGUCGGUUCUUCUUCAUGCUCGAGAAGCGUGAGGGCCGUUGGGGAAUCUGCUUCUACACGCUGCUGUUUGACAAGGACAAGAUGAUCCCCGUCCACCCCGGCAGGACGUUCGAUAUCCCUGAGAAGGAGGUUAUGAAGUAUCCCUCAGGAUACCGCUAUCUGGCAUGGCUUGAGGACCAAAUUGACACCCCUCCCAAGCUCGAUCUCAACAGCCACGGACCGGAGCGCGACAUCCUGUACAAGAAGUGCAAGGACUGGUUGGAGGGCAAGGUCGUCAAGCCGAACCUGACGGGUACAGACACCAUUGACAAGUGGUAA